Messenger RNA from Ylistrum balloti, 2412 nucleotides. RefSeq names its product cAMP and cAMP-inhibited cGMP 3',5'-cyclic phosphodiesterase 10A-like. The record is from RefSeq and is a predicted model, not a curated record. The coding region runs from base 1 to 2412 and encodes 803 amino acids. The transcript is spliced from 3 exons. Gene Ontology annotation, molecular function: protein binding; 3',5'-cGMP-stimulated cyclic-nucleotide phosphodiesterase activity. Gene Ontology annotation, biological process: signal transduction; negative regulation of receptor guanylyl cyclase signaling pathway. NCBI's taxonomy places the organism in Eukaryota, Metazoa, Mollusca, Bivalvia, Pectinida, Pectinidae.
AUGUCGCGAAAUUCGUUUUUGUUGUCACUAACGAAAAAGAGCCCCUUCCCGGGAAAUUUGUCAACAAACCGAUGGAGCGACCUGUGUUCUCCACGGAUAACGGAACUGGAUGUAAAAAUAUUCCUUGAAAAUAAUCCUAGUGUGUUUCGUCGUUACGUAAUGGAAUCCGUCAGUGUAGAGACUUUGGAUGAACUGAUCAAACGAAAACGGAGAACAACAUCAUGUCGGGUGACAAAGCGUCACAAGGCGCUACUAGGGGACUACGAAUUAUUGUCUACGAAGGAUGUGGCUUCAAAACUACUGGAGAGCGUCAAUUCAAACAAUUUGCUAAGUCGUAUGGAGCAGUUGGGUAAGAUUCUCACCCAGGCAAUUCAUGGAGAUUCUCACUCGCUUUACAUACCAAAACACAACGAUACAGAACUUCAUUUGUAUCGAGGUGGGGUAACAAUACCUUACGGACCCACCGGCAAAGGCAGCACGGUUGCUGCGCAUGCGUUCGACACAAAGACCACACUGGUGAUUUCUGAUCUGUCACUAGAACUAGGAAGGUUUCCGAAGGGAACAGGUCCCGGAGAGGCCAUUGACGUUAGCGUACUGUGUGUGCCGCUAGUUCUUCCAUCCGAUGACAUCAUUGGUGUAAUAGAAGUCGUGCGCAACAUCAAAAAGCAUCCAUUUUCUAGAUCAGAUAUUCAAAUGGCACACGCGCUCUUGAGUUGGAUGGUCGCUUGUAUCAACGAGAACAACAUGAAGCGAGUUUUGAACUCUCAACAGCAUCUAAAUGACUUCUUGCUGGAAACCACGCGCAUCAUCUUCGAUGAAAUGACUAGUACUGACCUUCUGGUCCAGAAGAUUAUGAUGUUCACUAAGAAUUUGGUCAGUGCUGACCGAUGUUCUAUGUUUUUAGUGGAUGAAGAAACCAACGAAUUGUACGCCGAUUAUUUUGAUGAAGGAAAGAAGACGGAAGAUGGCCAGUCUAUCAUUUCAAAGAAAUCUCAAAUCCGUUUCCAUAGAGACAAAGGGAUAGCUGGUUUUGUUGCAAGAAGUGGACAGGUAGUGAAUAUACUGGAUGCCUACUUAGAUUCUCGUUUUAAUCCGGAAGUAGAUAAACUAACCGGAUAUAAAACAAGAAACAUCCUGUGCAUGCCCAUUGUGAGCAAGGACCAGGUAGUGGGCGUGGUCCAAUUGAUCAACAGUUUGCGGGGAGAGCAUUUCACCAACGCGGACGAAAGCGCCUUCAGGAUGUUCUCAGUGUACUGUGCCAUGGCGCUCCACUACAGCCGUUUGUACAAUAUGCUUGUUCGCCAACAGAAUCAGUACAAGGUAGCUUUGGAGGUCAUCCAAUACCACAUCGUGUGUAAAGAGGAAGAGAUGAAAGAGCUAUUGGCAGACCCUCGCAUCCAGGAAGACGAUAUUCCCAAUGAUUUCUUCACGUUCGAUUUCUGCGCAUACAACUUUGCGUCUCUCUUGCCCCAGCUGUUCAUCCACAUGGUGAUAGACAUGUUCGGAGAAGACACGUUUGAGAUGGAGCAGCUAUGUCGAUUUACAAUCACAGUACGUAAGAAUUACAGAGAUAUUGCCUAUCACAACUGGGAUCACGGGUUCCAUGUGGCGCACUCACUUUGGUGCAUGAUGCGAGCAAGUCCGGGAAUCUUUACCCCGUUUGAACAGAUGGCGAUCCUCAUCAGCGGUAUAUGCCACGAUGUAGAUCAUCGUGGGUAUAAUAACGCUUUUUUCUCCAAGAUGAAUCUGCCCCUGGCCUCCCUUUACUCAACGUCUGUGAUGGAACAACACCACUAUAAACACACAGUAACCAUACUUCAGAUGAAUGGUAAGGGUAUCUUCUCCUUCCUCACGGCCAACGAGUACAAAGAUAUGCUUGGUAUUGUACAGCACUGUAUACUAGCGACAGAUCUAGCGCUUUAUUUCACAAACCAGAAGACAAUAUCCAAACAACUAUCAGAAGGGGCCUUCGAUCUGGAAGACCAUGCCAGCAAAAUGAAAACGAUCGCCCUGAUGAUGACAGGCGCUGAUCUUUGUGCCAUUUCAAAGCCGUGGGACACACAGGGGAUAACAGUCGACUUUCUGUACGAGGAAUUUUACGACCAGGGUGAUCUAGAGAAGAGCCACGGUAUAGAACCGCUGCCCAUGAUGGAUCGUGAGCGGAUAAAGGAACGCCCUCAGCAGCAGGUCGGUUUUAUAGACUUCAUAUGUCAUCCUCUCUAUAAAACACUUCACCAAAUCCUGCCUGGCUCCGAACCACUCCUGGACGGGUGUUCAAGGAGCAGAGAAGGAUGGUCUCAGGUCCUGGCGGAAUAUGCAGAGGAAGAGAGAAAGAACAAAGAAGAGGAAAGUGGGAAAGAACAAAGUGAUGAGCUAUCAGAGAGUGAUACAGCGACGGCAGAAGAAAGCUGA